Molecule: messenger RNA, 3616 nt
Organism: Pieris brassicae (large cabbage white)
Lineage: Eukaryota; Metazoa; Arthropoda; Insecta; Lepidoptera; Pieridae
Gene: sas
Product: putative epidermal cell surface receptor
Exons: 18
Coding region: 147-3359 (1070 amino acids)
Molecular function (GO): protein binding
Source: RefSeq, a predicted model, not a curated record
UCAACCACACGUGUUUUUAUGUUAAAAAAACUUUUACCGACCUAUUAAAUCGAAAAAUAUUGUGUUGUGAAGUGUGUGAAUAACUUUUGAAAUAAAGAGUGUAUUAGGAUUGUCUUAUUUCAAUAACAGAUGGCGUACCAGCGGUGAUGGCAGGAGUUUAUGUAGUCAUAUACGCGGUGCUGCUGGCCGGCGCCGCGUGUUACACCAUCGACUGCAACCACGAGUACACAGACUGCGAUACUGAACUUAGUAAAUUAAUGAGCGAAGAUGACGAAGGACAGGCAGGAACACAAGUAACAAUAGAUGUUGUUCCUCCCACAACAACAACAACUACCAGCACUGUACCACCAACACGAUCAACAACAACUGAAAAAGUUAAAACAGAAACGACCGUCACUACCGAGACAACUGCAGUAGAAUCAAUGAUCAAACCGAAACCUAGACUUCUCAAUUUAAGCGUAGAUGAAUUACAAAAUUUCGCAAAUGCACUACAUAAUCAAACUAACCAGAAAGAACCAAAGAACGUUGACCUCAGUGAUGUUAAUAUGGACGAAGAAGAUGAACUACCCAAAGUUUCUGAGCAUAAACAAAAACAUAUAUCAGAUAAAUUCUAUUCAAAUCUUCAAGUACCAUUUAAUCCAUUAAUGGCAAUAGACAAGUCUGAAGAGGAAACGUGCAGGGAGAAUGAAAUAACAUACAAGCUCGGAGAGAAAAUGGACAGAGGCUGCGACGAAUCAUGCGAAUGUGCCUCGGGUGGCUUAUUUGAAUGUUCGCCGAGAUGCAAACAUCCAUACAUACGAAGAGGAAGACGUCUCAAUGAUCCCCUGUGCUUUGAAUCGCCGGUUGACGAAUGCUGCUCUAUAGUGGCGUGCGCGAAUGGCGAAAUAAAACCAACGACCUCAGAAGUCUGUCGGUACGGCAACGAAUCUUACCACGUUGGUGCGAAAUGGGAUAUUGGGUGCGAACAAAUAUGCACUUGCGAAAGAAUGUCUAUCGUCACCUGUAAACCCAGAUGUAACCGUAUGCCACAAUCGGAUAGGUGCAUCAAUGUACAAGACCCAAAGGACGCGUGUUGCGAAAUUCAAGUAUGCGAUGUUUCCCAAGACGUGCAUGAGGAGCCAAUUGACAAUGGAACUGUUACAUCAACUACUGCUAAACCUGUACACGAUGCAAUUGAAGCAAAAGCGACACGACCCCUGGUUCUUCUCGAACCAAUUGGAUCUAUAAAGGUCCUCCAGAACAACAGUGUCCAAGUCAAUCUAAUCCAUCCAAACGACUCAAUGGAUCCUAUACAUCUAGAACUCAGCAGCGAUGGUGGCCGAACAUACACUGACGUUGAAUUGAAAUAUAAAAACCUCAUUUUAAAUCUAGAAGGUGGACGAGAUUAUAUUCUUAAAACUAAGGAAACUGGGACAAAGUUCAAUUUCACGAUAACAGCGUCUGAUGACAAUGAAGUACUCGAAGAAAGAUCUGAUAUUACAAGAGAGGGGUGUUAUCACGAUGGACAGUUUUAUGCAGUUGGGGAAGAAAUCCACAUAGGAUGCACCGAGUUAUGUGAAUGUACGGGACCUGAUACAAAGGAGUGUGCUCCUUUGGUCUGUCCUAACCAUGUUGGGCUCGAAUUAGUGUCCAAAGGUUGCGUCCGAUGGGCGCCAAGUCCGCCCCCUCAGCCGCCCAAUUGUUGCCCACGGACUGCCCGUUGUCUGAGCGACGGUACCUGCCAUUAUAAAGGCAUUGCAAUCCCAAACUGGAGCGAGGUCCCACUUCAUUUGACGGGUUGCGAACAGCGCUGCUUCUGUGAGAACGGCGAGUUAGAUUGUCAAGAAGCUUGCAACCCUCUUCCGCCCUUGCCGCCUCAGAACCUGAGAUGCCCUCCGAUGCACCGGCCAGCACCUGUUAAUGUGUCCGACGAAGACUGUUGUAAGGAGUGGGGUUGUGCUCCGCAUGGUCAACUACCGCCAGGAUUCCCAGGCAGUCCAGCAUUUCUCCCAACCGCGCCACCAGAUGAUAUAUUUUCAGACAACCAAAAUGAUAUUCAUAGACCUUCUAAUCCGUUGGGGCCUCCGUUGGCUGGUCUUCCACCUGGGUUACAAAUACCAAGUUUUGGAGAGGAAAAUAGAAAAUUAACGGUUAUUUCGUUACAAUCAGACUCGCCGACAAGUAUUAAAAUGUUGUUUGGUUUGCCUCCUGUGUUGGUUGGGCUACGAGGAAGUGUCGACUUAAGAUACACAGAUACUGACGAUGAUGACGUUUCACAUUGGUAUUCUCAAGUAUUUGCACCAGCUGAUGAGAUACUGACCACUCCUCGGCUGGAGUUCCGUUUAGCUGGACUCAAACCGGAGACAACGUACAAAAUACGUGGCAAACUACUCUUACAUAAUCUGCCAGUGGAACCUGAGAGUAAAAUUUAUACAAUACGAACUCAAAGUGAAUCGACAAAUGUUGAGGAACCGGAACCAGAGGAGAAACGAAGAGAUAUCGACUGUAAAUUGUCAGUGGUAGAGGUGAAUGACACUACAGCGCAAGUCACUUGGCGACACUUCACCGAGGAUGAGCUGCAAUUCAUUGAUGGAGUUCAAGUUCGGUAUCGACCAGUAGGAACUCCUAUUUACAGCAUGACUGAGCUGCUACACCAUAGUCGAUCAGCAGCAUACCUUCAGGACCUGAGACCGGAGACCAGAUACGAAGCUUCACUGGUUCUCAUUCCUCCCACAAGAGCUGUCACUGAAUUAGUUGACUCGGGGCAUGUUGAGUUCACUACAGCUCCAUACAUUGAUCCAUACAACUGGUCCGUGACAGUCGAGGCUCGUGCCGUUGGUUCAGAAGCCGCUGAAGUCACGUGGCAUGGAGUACCGUCUCCCGCAGAGCGUUGGGUGAGGGUCUACCGAGCAGCACACGCCUGUGGUACGAGUAGAAAGGAACACGACGACUUCAGACUCGCCACAAGGGACUUACCACCAGCCAUCACUUUGAUGGGAUUGCAACCGAGUGCUAAGUGUCGUGUAUGGCUUGAACUAUUUUUAACAAAUGGAAAAGUUAAGACCAGCAAUGUCCUGGAAAUCAACACAAAAUCAUUAGAUUCACCUGAACCAGUCGACAAUGAAAUAGAAGCAUCAUCUAUAGCUGGGAGCCGGAAUGCUCCGCGCGGCGAUUACUACGGCGCGUUAGUGAUCGUAGGCGUCAUUGCGGCCCUUGGAGCCCUAUCCUCUGUGCUUCUACUGCUUGUGGUCAUACGCAGACAUCGACCGCACUCUGUGCCUAUAACGCCUGUGCCAACAGCGCCCCGCGAGUCAUCACUGCCUCCUUACGACAACCCUGCCUACAAACUCGAGUUGCAGCAGGAAACUAUGGACCUCUGACAGUUAAGUUCCCGUGAGCACAGCAAUAUGCUCAACGGGUUUUCGGAAAGGGCCAUUGAUGUCGGACCGAAUGGCCGAUCCUAUAAUGAAGUGGGGCUAUAAAUAUGUAUGAACCAGACUAAAGAUGGACGUUUAUUCGUUGCUAUGACAACCAGCUUGUCACAACAUCUCCAUAGCAACGGAUGACAUUUUCAGCGGAUUAAGUAGAAAGUGACAUCUGUGGUAUACUCAGUUUAUGUCCAAGGUUCCAGAGUUAG